AUGAGCUUCGCAGACAAACUGCCGAUCCUGCUCCUCCUAUCUUCCCUGGUCUCGGCCCAGCUCGGACGCAAUUCUGACUCCACGACUUCUUCCAUCCAGGAAGCCACCCCAUCAGCCUCCAACACAAGCUAUGCAGUGGAAGAUGAGCUUGCUGGCAGCAUGCAGCCUCCCAGUGUGAGCACACAGCCUCAAGUAGCAGUAAAAGAGCAAGAGCAAGUCUGGUCUGUGCCUGAAAAUUACCUCUAUACCGGUGACGCCUCUCUCCUGAGUUCUUCAAGCUGCCGCAAUUCUUUCCAGUUGACUGAUCAGAAUGGUGCUAUCCCACAGGACAUCAAGGCCCUCCUCUACAAGUCUACAGUGUCCUUGACCAACACUGUGAACUUCCUCAACCUUAUCUUUCAGGCAAGUGAACUGAGGGAGACCAGUGUAAGGGAGGAUAUAGAGUGGUACCACGCGCUGAUCCGGUCCAUGCUUGUUGGUGAAAGACCUAGCCUGGUGAGACAUGCUCUGCUAAGCUUUGAUGCUGAUCCUACAGCACCUCAACCACAGUUGGUACUCUGGGCCUCCAAGGACUCAUCUCAGGACAUCUACUUACAGGACCUCACUUUGGCCUGGGAAAAACCUGACUUACUGCCCCAUGGCCUUGAUCAGAGCUGGUUCACCUUACUGAAGUCCAACAGCCCAUCUUUUCCUAGCCUGUCUAAACAGGUCCUGCUCAAUGACCUCAGCACCCUGGACACACCCAAGUGGACAUACGGGGGCAUCUAUGUAACCAAUAGCAGUGGACUGCAGUGGGGUGAGACCCCAUUCUUGGAGUGUAAAGACGGUCGUUUCCUGCCUGGGUGGCUACUUUCACUUUCUAUGCCUUUUUAUGGGCUGAAGCCAGACCUCAGUCCUGAGUUUAGAGGUGUGAUCCGUUUAGAUGUGAAUAUCCAGGAUUUUGAUGUAAACCAGUGUGCCACUGGGGAUUUCUGGUUUGCUGACACACAUCAGUGUAACCGUACCAGCAUGGAGUGUGAGCCGAUUCCUAGGCAGGGGUUUCGUCUUGGCCAGUACUGUUGCCGAUGUAAAGAGGGAUACUACAGCCUGCCAGACGUCACAGAGGACCAGUUGGAUGAUGGUUCCAGUAGUACCCAGGGGUGUUACCCUACGAUUCCCGUGUGUGUGCCCUGUUAUCCGGGCUGUAAGCAUUGUCAGAAUGGCUCCCCAUGUUGGGUUCAGGAGGACUGGCACCUGAGAGCAGUGCUCCUAACUGUGCAUUGCUUCUUCAUGGCACUUGUGCUCAUCAGCAUGCUGAGAGUGUACCAAUGCCGGAGUUCAAGGCCGAUUCGAGCAUCUGGUCUCCUGUUGCUCGAGAUUAUCCUCUUCGGGUCUCUGCUCCUUUACUUUCCUGUCUUGAUAAUAUUUUUCAAACCCAGCACGUUUCGCUGCAUCCUGCUCCGUUGGGUCCGUCUGCUUGGCUUUUCCGUUGUUUACGGCACGGUGUCAUUGAAAAUGUACAGGGUUCUGAAUGUAUUCCUCUCAUGCACGGCCCAGAGAGUCCCCUACAUGUCCAGCACCAGUGUACUCAGGAUGCUGGGAGUGAUGGUGCUCAUUGUGAAAUGGUUUUUGUGUGCUUGGACUGUGGGAGUCCUUCAGAACUGGGAUCGUAACAUCCCACUACUCAUUACAUUAGCGACCUCAGAUGGGCAGAGUUUCAGAGUGUGUGAUUUGGACCGCUGGGAUUACAUGAUGGCUAUGGCAGAGUUGCUGUUCUUGUGCUGGGGGAGCUCCCUCGGCAGUGCAGUGAAGGCUGUGCCCGCUGCCUUCCACGAGCCUCGCUACAUGAGCAUCGCUAUAAACAACGAACUGCUCUUCUCCACCAUGUUCCAUCUCCUCAGAUUCAUAAAGCCAUCUCUACAUCCUGACUGGAUGCUCUUGCUGUUCUUUAUCCACAUACAUGUCACAAUCACUGUAACACUUGGCCUGCUGUUCUUUCCUAAGCUCCUUCACGUAUCUCAACUGGCUUCAGAGAUAUAUGAGGAUGAAGUAGACCUACGACGUUCAUGUUUACAUCUAAAUAAUAGUUUUACAUCCGCCUGCUGGAGUGACCACAACCUGGACCCUGACGACAUUCGGGGUGAGCUAAAGAAACUUUAUGCUCAGUUAGAAGUCCACAAGACCAAGAAAAUGGAAAACAACAACCCACACCUGCAGAAAAAGCGCAGCUCUCGGCUCACGUUUGGCCGAUCCCUUAUUAGGCGGAUAGCUGAGAUCCCAGAGAGCAUGAGUCUGCAGGGUAGCCGUAAAGAUAAGGACACUUCAGGAGCUGGAGGGACACUGAAAGGGUCUGGAUCUUGCCUGGCAACUUCCGAAAGCGCUCGUGUCAUUAUGAGGAGUGAGACAGCAAAGCCAUCACCAGAGAGACAAAAGUGUCUGCCAUUGAGGGAUGCCUCAGUGAAAAACUGUACGAACAAGAGGGCCUCGGAGACAGAGUCCAUCGACACCGCGCCACUUUUCUGCAAGUCAGUCAGUGCUCAGAACCUAGCCCUAGACAACAACUUCCUACACCCAGUGUCCACACGGGUUCAGAAAUCAUUUAGUUUUACAGAAAAGCACAGGGAUCAUUAUCCGCGUUCUCCCGCUAAGAGCACAGUGGACACAUCGCGUGUUUUGAAAACAAGCCCAAAAGAUAAGUCAUUUGACAAGGCUGAAGUUAAGGAGGAACAGCCUACAGGCACAAACACGUCAAACCAAGCAAAUGUCACUUGCGCUCUUUCUGAACAGGAAACCCUAACACAGAAGCUUACAUCUCCCCCCACACUACUGUAUGUUUGCCCCUGGGAAUUUGCCUCCUCCUUGCCCUCCUCUUCUCCUCCUGUGGCAAAGGGAGGGAGUAGUCUAGACUCAGAUGUUGAAUCUUCAAGACCAAAUCCUCCAAUCUCCUCAAGUGCCCCAGGAUCACCAUAUAGCUUUGCCAAGCCGAUGGCCCGCUGUGGUAUCUCUUUCCAUUCUGCUACCCAGACCCUCCUUUUAGCAAGGGGUUUGGUGGCUAAAAAAGGGUCUGGCAGAUAUAGCAGUAAAAAUGAACUGGAGGGUACAUCACAACACACCAGAUCAGUGACUCUAAGCAGUGCUAUAAAGUCAGGGAAAAAGACACCACAAGCACCGAUACGAUCUAUGACUUGUGUUGAUUCAAAACCUUGCCUUGUGAAACAGGCAGCGAUAAGAGCAUCCCCAGAGAGGAACUCCGUAAGCACCGUCCCACCACGUAUCCACCUGUGGGAGUCUGAAGACGUGGAGUAUGAAAAUAUAAUACAAUGUCAGAACAGUGGCAGGACAAGACUGUGUCUGACUCCUAGUAUCGAGAGGACCAACCCAUCCUGGCACCACGAUAAAGCUUCUUUGACUGUUCCGAGAUCAACAGGGUGUCGAUGGGAUGUUCCAAACAAGACUUGUCGACAAAGCAGCAUUGCUGAUAUUUGCCCAUGGGAAGCGAAGCAGCAAGAUCAAUUACAACCCAAAGGUUUUUGUGAUGACGAUUUAACUUGCGAAGAGGACAGCAAGCAUAUGCAAAUAACAACAGGGGACAAAAGGAUUCGUCCAUGGGAACCUCUAGGACAGACAUCGAGAAUCAAUAGUAAAGCUAGGAAAGGAACUGAGCAACAUCAGAGCCAUACAGAGGCAGAAGUGUUCCCCUGCAAUGUUAAAGAAGAUUCUGCCAAAUCAGUUUCUGAGGCAACAAAACCCACUGAGAGAGUUAUUUAUGUAAAUCCUCAACCAGACACAAAGAAGCAGAGUCGACAAGAGACACUCCGAACUGAUAUCUGUCCAUGGGAAACAAAAAGUCUAACUACGCCUAGUCCAAGGCACCGUUUAACAAAACAACUUACCGGUACUGCGGAUAUGGAUAUAUGCCCAUGGGAUUUCCCUGAGGGAUCUUCCUGCCAGUUGGAAAAGUUACCUAAAACAGAUGCUGAGAACCCAAGUGAUGAUGUUAAGAAAACUAAAUCAGCGCCAAAUCCACCGACUAAACAGCUGACAAGCACAGCGGAAACUUGUCCGUGGGAUUUCCCUGACUCGCCAUCUAUUGUAAAAGAAGUCUAUCUGUUGGAAACAGAGGAAGCAUCACUGAAACCAAAUCAAGAGGACAUGGGAUUGCCUUCACAAGUGUCCACAACUAAGAAAACACAUAGCUGUUCCCAGGAAGCAGAUACAACAGGGAGGUCUGAAGGUAUCACCAUAACAAAGGAGGCAGAUACCUCAGUCCUACAAAAAGAAAGUGUGCACGCUAAAAUCUGUCUUUGGGAAACCAUUACACUAGAAAGUGAACAGCCCGGGAAAUCAUCUCAAAAACAAACAGGCCUUCAUGUUAAUCGAGAUCCAGUGCAUACAGGUGAGCCUGAGAAGCAAAUCCAAAAAACCAAAAAUGCUUACGCUGAGAUUUGCCCAUGGGAAACAGAACAGUCACCAAAAAAACCUCAAAGUCCAAAUUACCUUCAAGCAUAUAUAUGUCCUUGGGAAUUAGAGGUUUCAGGAAAAUCCAAAAUGCAAACAAGUGUCUGUGUAGACAUUUCCCUUUGGGGCUCUGAACGACCAGCGAGUACAAAGGACAGCGUCAGUGAGAAGACGGAAGAAGAUACCUGUGCACAUACUGUACAACGGGCAAAGGCUAAUCCGCCUCUGACUCGAUGUGAUGCACUGUGUCCAUGGGAAAUGAAGGGAGGAUCCAUUGAGCACGAUAAUAACUCGGACAUAUUCACAUGGGAGGAACCAAUAGCGGAAGAAGAAAGUGAUGCAGAAACAGCGGCAGAAGCCUUUAUCUUCCCACCUGACUCAUAA
Messenger RNA from Ictalurus punctatus (channel catfish), 4821 nucleotides. It is a transcript of the gene gpr179, whose product is annotated as G protein-coupled receptor 179. Bases 1 to 4821 code for a protein of 1606 amino acids. Gene Ontology annotation, molecular function: G protein-coupled receptor activity. Gene Ontology annotation, cellular component: membrane. Lineage: Eukaryota; Metazoa; Chordata; Actinopteri; Siluriformes; Ictaluridae. The transcript is spliced from 11 exons. Gene Ontology annotation, biological process: G protein-coupled receptor signaling pathway. The record is from RefSeq and is a predicted model, not a curated record.